Miscanthus lutarioriparius is the source of this 372-nucleotide messenger RNA. NCBI's taxonomy places the organism in Eukaryota, Viridiplantae, Streptophyta, Magnoliopsida, Poales, Poaceae. The record is from the annotation of a GenBank genome assembly.
AUGGAUGCCUGUGACUUGGCCGGUGGGGGCGGCUUGGAGGAUGGCGGGGCCGGGGGAAUCCCUGCGCGAGGCAUGCGCGGUCGCGUUGGCUUCCAGCGCGAGGCGGGCGCCGCGAGCACAGCAGGGACGGGCUCCCCGCGCGAGGCCGACGCGUCUGGGGCGGGCGUCGCAGCCCGGCCAGGGGCGGGCACCGCGCGCAUGACCAGCGCGGCCGGGGCAGGCACUGCUCGCAUGGCCGGCGCUGACAGGGCUUUAUCGUCACACGAGUGGCCUAUGCGGCCAAGGCGGGCGUCGCACGCGAGUUUGGCGCGGCCAGGGAGGCCGGCUGUACAGGGUGAGUUCACCCUUGUUUUCCAUAGCAAAGUAUUUUAA